AGCCAGCUUGGAUCAUCUUCAGAACCUCCUGUCCUCGUGGUCCUCAUGGGAAUCCACCCAAACUCCAACCUCUGAACGCGAGGGACAGGAGCAGCAGAGCACAAGGCUGAGUGGAACCGACGUCUACUUCCCCUCAUCCGGGCCCGCCUCUGCAGCGGUCCCCUCUGUGCUAUCUCGCCUUGGUCCUUUGGGUUCCUUUCGCUCUCCUGGGGCUUCAGAGCGUGGAUCCAUAGCACCACUG
Molecule: messenger RNA, 241 nt
Organism: Closterium sp. Naga37s-1
Lineage: Eukaryota; Viridiplantae; Streptophyta; Zygnematophyceae; Desmidiales; Closteriaceae
Source: the annotation of a GenBank genome assembly